This is a messenger RNA of Hyaloscypha bicolor E, 1020 nucleotides long. RefSeq lists its product as uncharacterized. The record is from RefSeq and is a predicted model, not a curated record. Bases 1 to 555 code for a protein of 184 amino acids. NCBI's taxonomy places the organism in Eukaryota, Fungi, Ascomycota, Leotiomycetes, Helotiales, Hyaloscyphaceae. The transcript has 4 exons.
AUGGCAGCUGGCUUCAGAUUCUCUGCUGGUGACUUGAUCUCUGCCCUCCCCCUCGUAGCAACCGUCAUAGACGCCUUGCGAGAAAGUGGAGAAUCCUCGUCCGAAUACCGUGAUCUGGUCACCCGACUCCAUAGGUACACUCGAGAGCGCAUUGCUCCGCCGUUACAGCAAGCCGCUGCACAGUGUCAGACAACCAUCGAUAGUUUCUGGCAGCGAAUCAGGAAGUAUCAGCCUCAUUUACGUGAAGGCGGGAGCUGGAGUAGAGUUAGGGAUGGCUGGAUGAAGAUUAAGUGGGCAAUAUGUAAGAGGGAUGAUUCAGUGAAGUUCAAGAUGGAUUUGGUUGGACAUACGGAGAGUAUUGAGAUGUCGCGUACGACGCUGCGAUUUGCGGCGACAAGGAUUGAUUCCAAGAGGAGCGAGCAGCGGCAUAUGGCCUUAGCUAGGAAAGUGCAAGAUUCGUAUUUUGGAUGCAUGCAGAGAAUUGGGUUGGUAAUUGAAAAAGUUUCGAUCGGUAUUCAGCAAGGAAAGCAGCUUCUAGAUAUGACAGCAAAGUGAUAUGAGUAGGAACGAUAGUGAAGGCUGGAAGAAACAAAGUUCAUUAGCAGAUACUAAUUCUCCUGCUGGCCAAACGAACAUUCAAAUAUUCCAAAUAGUCCUUAAUCUCCAAAACGUUAUAACCCGAAUCCCAGGGCAACUUGAGCGGCAGCAACCAGUCUACGUAGUAGAUGCGAUAGGCCGACACAUGCCUUUCCUCUUAGAGUUCGUUUUAUCAGCUGAGGCCAGUUCUAUAGUUCUCUAUCCCGGCUCAACCUGCUCCCAAAUCUCCGGGCUUUGACAUCUUUCCUUCGAGCCAACUUCAAGAACGUUGGCUCUGGAGCUAAGAAAGCUAAAAAAGGACCGUUCGCAAUUCAGGACGCAGCAACGAAGAUGGUUAUCGACCUCAUCCCCCCCUGGGAAACCUUCUUCACACCCGGGCAACACACAGAAAUGAGUAUGGUGUUCAGUAUAGAGAGAGUGGGG